CGCCGUUCAUAGAUAAGAACUUGUCACAUUUCUUCGGUUCUUAUUCAGUCUUUCUGCGAAUUCCGCCCAUUCCUGAUCGCGUAGUGAAAAUUUAGUCCAAGAAGAACUCGCGAUAAAGUGCAAUAGUUUUUAAGUGAUAGUUAUAUAAAAAAAACGCGAGAUUAAUAAAAUGCUUGGAUUGUGCAAAAUAUCCCUUGCAAAAGUGUAUUAAACGUUGAAUUUUCCAAAUUUUCUUAGAAUUUAUCUGAAAAUGUGCAUAUUUUUACAGUGAGGUAUCUUAUCGUUAUCUCUCCUUAUCACUAACUUUUUUUGAUAAGCGCACCGAAUUUAAUUGAUUCGUCUUCAGUUAGUCAGUGUUUGACUUUAGGAGUGUUUGGUUGAAUUUACUUCUCAAAAGUGCAUUGAGUAAGGUCUCAGGGAAAGUGAAAUGGGUAUUUAUUGAAAAAAAAAGAAAACAAAUAAAAGUGUUAUCAUUUCGUGCGUAAUGACUUGAAGAUUGCGACUAAAUAUUCCAGUGUUUAGCAAAUCGAAAAGAAAUUCUUAUUCAACAUGACUGAAACCAUUCCCCUUACCCCAGAUCGCUCUGUAAAAAGCUACGAUUUUGGGCAAAGUGAAUCGCUAUCGCAAGAUAACGACCGAACCAUUGAUUCUUCAAUCACUGCUUCAACUUCGAUUCCCUUGAGGGAUUUCAGGGUUAAGUACAGAGAUUUUGACCGGCUGCCACAGACCAGUCAGCAGUAUGUUGAGAAUCGCAGUAUCUCGAGAUAUGGCAAUGCUUGGUCCAAUGCCUUUCCAUUUUCCCGCGCUAAGGUUCAAAGUGAAGUUCUCCCAGUGGAUUCUGUGGGUUGGUUCAGCAAUAUCACUUGCUCCUGGAUCAAUAGAUACCGAAUCACUCGGGAUAAGUUGCAGAAAAUAGCCAAUUUGCCUCAGCACCAUCGAAAUUUGGUCACUGAUGCACCUGGAGCUCAACCUAAAGCUCCCUCCAUGGACAGUGUUGAGAUCAAUGGACGCAGGAUGAAGGGAAAGUAUCGAGAAGAACUACAGGUUCAUGGUCAAUUGAAGGGAUCAAUGUUCAGAGUAGCACUGAAAUUCUGCAGAACCAGACUCAUCUUUUCCACACUGUUUCACUUCUUGGCAAUCCUUGUGAGUUUCCUAGGACCAAUUCUCUUCCUCAACCUCACGCUUCAUUCCAUGAGAAAUGAAUUUGAAGUAGAGAACAACAGGACUUUGGAGGAAAUGAGUAAAUCUUCAGUCAAUGCAAGUCAGGAUCAAUUGGUUAAUUCUACUGAUCCUAGGAUGCAGUUCCAGAGAGAAGUUGGAAUUCCUGUUCUCGAUCGUAUUGGAUUUGCCGUUGGAAUAGCACUGUGCUUUUUUCUCAAGACGCUCCUUUUGAGCACCAGCAAUUGGAUCAAUAUGAGAACUGCCAUAAGAUUGAGGACAGGAUGCUUGGCUACGGCUUUUGAAAGUGUGAUGAAGAGUGUUGUGACUUAUAACAUUGCUCCUCAUCAAUUGAUGACCCUCGUUAUGGAUGAAAGCGAAUACAUUAUGGAGAUGAUCAUGAAGGGUCAACGAUUUCUAGGAACUAUCUUCAGUUUAAUAAUAUCCUUCAUCCUUGCGACAUCCUUGCUAUCUACACCAGGGAUGUGGCCACUAUUUGUCGUCUUUGGACUCUUGAUACUUGCAUUUCCUCUGGCGAAGAUAUCAACGUUCCACCUGCGAAAAUCCAUGUCACAUUUGGCAAAGAAGUUAACAGUAGUUGAAGAAUUUUGUCUCUACUUCAGAGAUAUUGUGAUAUUUGGAAAUAUGAGGACUACUAAAAAGAAUUUUCUUAACGCAGCUGAAGAGCAAUAUUCCUCCUCAAAGUGGUCAUCGAUUUUCUCAACAAACUUCUCUGGGAAGCUAACUUCUGCCAUGCUCCUGGGAGGUCUUUAUAUGAUGUGGUGUGAUCCUCAAGUUCAAACCGAAAGCAUUGAUGUCCUAACCCUGGUAAUAUUGUACGCUUUCAUUGUACAAAACUCCGUUGUUGAAUAUUUUCAAUCACUUGGAGCUAUUUUCACUGGGAAAUCCGUUAUGGACAAGCUAAUGAAUAUCUACAAUUUAAAGUCAUCCAAUUCGGCAAAGCAUAAACCAGAAUCUUACAGGGUCAUUUCGAUCUACGAUAAAGAGUUUAGGUGGCAUUCCUCCAGCGAUAAACACAAUGAACCUCCAAAGGAAGAAAUUGUUUUGAAAGUAAAAGAAUUCUACGUGGCUAGUGAUCAGAUAGUUGGUAUCACAGGACCUCCAAAGUCGGGAAAAUCCAUGUUGCUCUACUCUAUUCUAGGCCAUACAGAGUAUUUACAAGGAAUGGUUGGAUUUUCAAAAGGAGCCUUUCAGAAACGCGGCAAAAUUGCAUUCUUCCCAGAAAAUUGCGCACUAUCAUUGGGUACACUCAAGGAUAACAUCUUAAUGGGGGCAGAUUUCGAUGAGAAACUCUUCUACGAAGCCGUAAAUGGGGCUCAACUCAAUGAUAUUCUCAUUCGUCCUGGGAUAGAGGAUGAAGACAUUGGAUCCUUGGAACUCAGUGUCGCACAAUUGGAUAAGAUCACACUGGCUCAAGCAAUUUACACAAAUCGCAAUAUUAUCCUGCUGGACAAUCCAAUGAGCAGAUACAGUGAAGCAACGGAUGGUGAAGUCUUCAGGCUAUUCAACAACUUCUUCAACAUUCUCAGGAACCAGAAGAAAACGGUCGUUUUGGCAACCCAAGAUCACAAUUUCUUAGCACUUUGCGGAAGGAUCUACAUCAUGGAGGAUUGCAGUGUUGCUACUGAACUAAACUACCACGAUCUGGAAAGCUAUCCUAACUACGAAAACUGGAAUAAGAACUACGGCAAGUUAAGAAAUGUGAUCAAUGCUGAGAGAUUUGAUGGUUGCAAUUCAGCAGCAAUAUCUCCGAUGGUCAGAAAGGAUAGCCAAAAGGCCAAAGGACACCUAAACGGUGAAGGAGCAGCUUCUGAAUCUGAACAGGUCCUAAUAGAUAAAGAAAAAGGCACAGACUCCUCAAUUGGUAUUGGAAGUUUCGUUCUUAUCUCCUCAUUCCUUGCAAUUCUGCACCUAUUGAUCGGCGGGACUUACAUCACACUCCCAGGAUACGUUAUCCUGGCUCAAAUACUCCCAAUUGAGCUAUGGAUCUCUCUUAUAAGUUUCGGUUUUAUCUGCAUAUCCUUCAUAUUGGAGCUCAUUGAUAGACUCUACACCUCGAGGAUAUCAGAAAAGUUCUCCAUGAAGCAAGAUAAGGAAAAACUUGAACUGCUACUGUCGACAUCAAUGAACUUCCUCUACAACAGAUCGGUUUCUGAUUUGGUCUACAUGUUCAUGGAAAAUUCUCAAGCACUCAUUCAAGCCCAUCGGAAUAUCAUUCACAAAAUUUCACUGAUUCUGGUUGCAACGGGAUUCCUGAGUUUUACAAAUCCCUGGACAACUAUUGUGAUAGUACUUUUAAGUAUCGGAUGUACCUGGAUCUAUAUUUUUCUGAAGACAACAGUGGAAGAGUUCUAUGGGAAGGAAUUUGAAAUAAGGCGCAAGAUGUUCAGGCAUAUUACCAAUUCUAUUAGAACGAGGCAAGUUUAUGGAACCACUUCUAAAUCCUUCAGAACUCUCUACAAUAUGUUGGAGGAUAACUCAACUCUUCAGUUCAUUCGAAAAUGUGUAGUCCACCAUGCUCUUUUCUUAAUGAAUAUUUUCCUAGCUCUUGGAUUUUUCUGCACCUGCUGUUUAAUGCUGCUACUACCAAAUGCAUCCUUGGAUGAACAACAACUUCGAUACACCUAUGGAAUCCUUCUCUACCUAAUCAUUGCCAGGAAUUUCCAGGAAAUCAUUCAAAACGGACUAUUUGACAGAGUCGUUGCUGCCAAAAACGCAAGGAUCUUAUCAGAUCUUGUACAUGAUCUUGAUAGAGCGAGAAGUUUCGACGUUGUAGAGUCUGUAUCAGAUUACAGCAAGAGUCUAACAGUGAGCUUUAUGAAUAUCACCUGUAAAAUGGGCAAUGUUCGGAAGCUAAAUAUAAAGGAUGUUCACGUAAAUGCUGGAGAAAAAAUUGGACUUCUUAUGGAUGGAUCGCAUUUACUAGUACCAAUGCUAGGAAGGGUCCUAAUACCUCAAUCUGGUGUUAUAUUUUUCGGCCAGAAGGACAUUGCAUCCUUCCCAGAUACAAUUUUCUGCAAAAUAGUCGGAUUCAUCUCCAGCAAUCUUCAGCCAAGUUCUGCGACAAUACUGUCUAUCAUUGAUCCUUACAAUGAGCGAAAAGAGGAAGAUUUAAUGGAAGCUCUAAGAUAUUUUGAACUUGGUCAGAAAAUAUCUAUCCUUCCCAAGCAAUUGAACGAUACCAUUUCGCAUUUAACUGCCGAUGAAAAGCAAAUACUGUGCCUGGUGAAGAUCUGGUUAGAGAGGCCAAUUAUCGUUAUCGUUGAGAAUCCUCAUCCAGAUGCACUUAACAAGAUAAAUUCGACAAUGAAUGAUUCCUUUAAGGAUGCAACAAUCAUCAAAAUAGCAACUAGUCAGCAUCAAUUAAUAUCAUGCAAUCGUAUUUUGUAAAUUAUUUUAUUCUGCAUUGCAAAUCACUUUGCUACUUCAUCAAAAAUAUAUUCAUGUUCGUUACAGAAA
Phlebotomus papatasi is the source of this 4638-nucleotide messenger RNA. RefSeq names its product ATP-binding cassette sub-family C member 5-like. NCBI's taxonomy places the organism in Eukaryota, Metazoa, Arthropoda, Insecta, Diptera, Psychodidae. The record is from RefSeq and is a predicted model, not a curated record. Gene Ontology annotation, molecular function: ATP binding; ATP hydrolysis activity; ABC-type transporter activity. The transcript is spliced from 9 exons. Gene Ontology annotation, cellular component: membrane. The coding region runs from base 550 to 4569 and encodes 1339 amino acids. Gene Ontology annotation, biological process: transmembrane transport.